Molecule: messenger RNA, 2960 nt
Organism: Orbicella faveolata
Lineage: Eukaryota; Metazoa; Cnidaria; Anthozoa; Scleractinia; Merulinidae
Product: carnitine O-palmitoyltransferase 1, liver isoform-like
Biological process (GO): fatty acid metabolic process; carnitine metabolic process
Cellular component (GO): mitochondrion
Molecular function (GO): carnitine O-palmitoyltransferase activity
Source: RefSeq, a predicted model, not a curated record
GAGGUUUGAGGUGAGGGGGAAAGCAGGUGUAGGGGAUGACGUUCUGAUAAACUUGGACAGGGAAGAAGUUAAUAUAGACUUCCUUAUUCCUAUUUCCCCUUCUUCUAUUGACCUUGGGAGUCCCAUCUCCUGCCCUCCUUAUUCUGCCUCCAAUACACUUCCUGCUACCUUCGUUCACUCCUGGAUUAUCACAUUCCUGAAUACCCUCUCCUUACAUAUGUAGUAGGAACAUCUAUCAAUAAUUGAAUUAGUUACUUGUCAGAGUUUAAUCUGUCAAGGUUAAAUGUUUGCACUUGCUAGCAUAUUUUGAUCAGAGGUCUUUAAACAGUAAUGUUAGCUUACCCUGAUUUCAAACAAAAGACGAUGUUCGAUAGCCAGUGACUGGUGUGUUUUAAAGUAGAACAAUAUGUAGGACCAUUAUUGUUAUUGUUACAAUGUUGUAUGAAUAGUAGCAAGUCUUGAAAAACAUUCCUUGCCCUUCUUCCACUCUUUGUUUCUCAAGCUAACUGCAAACUGACUGAAUACCUGGAAGGGGCUGCACUACAUGAAAAUACAGUACUUAUAUUGAUCAGAAUAAGAUUCAACAUUUUUGUGAUAAACUUAGUGGUUAUCUCUUAUCAAGCAAGUGUCCAGUUAUCACAAGUUUAUGUACUCAGUAACUUGCCAAUAUUAUAGUUGCCACUACUUAUCUUAUUUUUUGUAGGAGGCAUAGUUUAGACCCUAAAACAGUAAUAGCAGUUGCUGUGUUGUUGUGUGCGACAAUACUAUGGAUGCUGAUUGGUCAUAUUCAUCAAUUCACUCUUCGUCAGUUGCUACGUUAUAGAGCAUUUCUGUAUGAACCAAGAGGGAAGCUGUCAUUAAAAACCAAAUGCUGGCUGGGCUUAGUAAAACUUCUUGGUGGAAAGAACCCAACUCUCUACAGCUAUGAGAAAUCUUUACCUUACCUACCUGUUCCAGAUCUUGAAGCCACUACAGGGAGAUAUUUGGAAUCAGUUAGACCUGUUCUUAGUGAAGAAAGGUUCAAGGAGAUGGAAAAACUGGCUGUUGAUUUUAAGGAUGGUCUUGGAAAGAAGUUACAACGUUACCUGGUUUGGAAAUCAUGGUGGUCAUCAAACUAUAUCAGUGACUGGUGGCAACAGUUUGUUUAUCUACGAUCCAGGGAGCCUCUUAUGAUCAACAGUAACUACUAUGGAGUGGAUUCUUUGCUAGUUCCUUCUCAAAUCCAAAGUGCAAGAGCAGCCAACAUGAUCCACGCCUUGUUCCUCUACAGGAAACAAAUCUUCAAGGAAAAGUUAGAACCACAAUUUGCCAUGGGUAUCAUUCCACUUUGCUCAGAACAAUUCAGGAGAACAUUCAAUACAACCAGGAUCCCACUUAAAGAACAAGAUCACCUCCAUCAUCAUGGUGCAACAUCACACACGGUAAUCUACCACCGAGGAAGAUUCUUCAGACUUGAAGCUUUCCAUCGUGGAGUGCUGUUGAAGCCUGCCGAUCUGGAAAGACAAAUUUUGAAAAUUCUUCAGGAUGAGUCGAAACCAGUCCCAGGGGAAGAACUUCUGCCAGCCAUGACAAGUGCUGACAGAAACCUGUGGGCUGAGACAAGGAGUACGUACUUCAGUACUGGUGUGAAUAGGCAGUCACUGGGUUGCAUUGAAGAUGCAGCAGUGUUCUUGAAUCUGGAGGACUUGGAGAUGAAUUAUGGUGAGGAAGAGUCUGAAGAUCUCGAUUCUCUCUGUCGAUAUCUACUUCAUGGCAAUGGCCACAGUUGCUGGUUUGAUAAGUCCUUUUCUGCAUAUAUCUUCAAGAAUGGCAGGUUUGGCCUCACUGCUGAGCACUCAUGGGCAGAUGCCCCAAUUGUUUCUCACCUAGGAGAGUAUGUGCUAAUAGAUGAUGUUCAGAUGUUAGGGUACAAAGAAGAUGGUCAUUGCAAAGGGGAGCCAGAGUUUGACCAGCUGCCAUCACCAACAAGGCUCCAGUGGGAUAUCCCUGAAAAGUGUGUGUCCAUCAUUGAAUCUUGUCAGAAGAAGGCAGAACUGCUGAUCAAUGAUCUUGACCUUCAUGUGCUUGUACACACUGCUUUUGGAAAGGGUGUCAUAAAAAAGUGUCGACUUAGCCCAGACGCAUUUAUUCAGAUGGGUCUUCAGCUGGCCUACUUCAAGGACCAGCAAACCUUCAGUUUGACUUAUGAAUCCUCCAUGACCAGACUUUUUAGGGAGGGACGUACGGAGACAGUCAGGCCUUGUACCACCGAGUCAUGCUCUUUUGUCAGAGCAAUGCUGGACCCUUCUGCUACAAAAUCUGUAAAGAAGGAAUUGCUCGUAAAGGCUGCGGAAGCACAUGUUGAUGGUUUUAGGAGGGCGAUGGCUGGGCAAGGUGUUGAUCGUCAUUUGUUUGGCCUGUAUGUGGUGUCCAGGUACUUGGAGGAAGACUCACCUUUUCUGAAAGAGGCUCUCAAAGAACCGUGGAAACUUUCAACAAGCCAAACUGCAACUCAGCAAACCAAGAAGACAGACUACAAUAAGUAUCCAGAACAGAAAACAGCUGGAGGAGGUUUUGGACCUGUUGCCGAUGAUGGCUAUGGAGUGUCGUAUAUUAUUGCUGGUGAAGACAUCAUCUUUUAUCAUAUCACCUGCAAGGUCUCAUCUCAGUUGACUGACACCAAACGCUUCUCCGAGUUCAUCAAAGAAAGUAUGGCAGAAAUGAAGGCCUUGUUUGAAUAACUUAUUUACACACCAAAAGUAAACGACCUAUUCUUUAGCAUAAACAUGAUAAUUUAUUUAGUUAGCUCAAUCUCAUUUAAAAUUAACUUACCCACUACAGUUCCGUCUAUCGUCUUUACAGUGCUUGUUCUCUUUCUAGCACAAGCUGGCGCAAUUUCAAAAAGGUACUCGUAUACCUGUAUGCGCCAUUUUGCGCCUACAGUUCACCUUUAAACAUCCCCAUUUUUCACGCGGUUUNGG